Molecule: messenger RNA, 542 nt
Organism: Gadus morhua (Atlantic cod)
Lineage: Eukaryota; Metazoa; Chordata; Actinopteri; Gadiformes; Gadidae
Product: spidroin-2-like
Exons: 5
Coding region: 102-542 (146 amino acids)
Source: RefSeq, a predicted model, not a curated record
AUCUCUCCCAGCGAUAUAAGGUGUCUCUAUGGAUGAGCCGCCCACCCUAGUGCAGCUGAACGUGGAGUCCAGGCAUCGUUGUAACUCCUUGACCGAGGAUCAUGAAGCAUCUUCUUCUUAUGACGUUGGCAGCCGCCAUUUGUAAUGUCGACGCAGGCACCAAGAAGCUGAUGAGGAUGAUGGCUAUGAACGGGAUGAUGAACGGAGCUAACCCCGCCAUGAUGGGAGGAGGAGGCUUCGCUCCCGGUAUGAUGGGAGGAGGAGGCUUCGCUCCCGGUAUGAUGGGAGGAGGAGGCUUCGCUCCCGGUAUGAUGGGAGUAGGAGGCUUCGCUCCCGGGAUGGUGGGAGGAGGAGGCUUCGCUCCCGGGAUGGUGGGAGGAGGAGGCUUCGCUCCCGGUAUGAUGGGAGGAGGAGGCUUCGCUCCCGGUAUGAUGGGAGGAGCAGGUGCUGGUUUUGCUGGCCAGCCAGUGGCCCAGAUUCAGACUCCACCUGAGAUGCAAACAACAGCCAUUCCCUGUGACGUCCACAAGGAGAACAACUAA